GUCCCUCGGACACAGCGGAUCACCGAUCACAGAAAGAGCCGAAGAUGUUGGUUUGGUCAUGUGAUCAGCUGUGUCCAAUCACAGCUAAUCACUGAUUAUCAGGGCACUGAUGAUCAGUGUGCCCUGAUGAUCAGUGUAGCCCCAGCAGUGCCACCUGUCAGUGUCCAUCAGUGCCUUGUGCCAGUGCCCAUCAGUGCCACAUCAAUGCCAGAUAUCAGUGGCUACCAGUGCACAUCAAUGCCACAUAUCAGUGCCCAUCUGAGCUGCCUUUCAGUGUCACCCAUCAGUGCCAGUCAGUGCCACCAGUGCCGUAUCAGUGCUGCCUAUCAGUGCCAGUCAGUGCCCUAUCAGUGCUGACUUUCAGUG
Messenger RNA from Staurois parvus, 366 nucleotides. NCBI's taxonomy places the organism in Eukaryota, Metazoa, Chordata, Amphibia, Anura, Ranidae. The record is from the annotation of a GenBank genome assembly.